CUUUUUCUGUUGCAGACAAAGAAACAUGUCCGACGAAGGAAAACUUUUCGUCGGUGGCCUGAGCUUCGACACAACAGAGGAAUCUCUGGCUGAAGCUUUUGCCAAGUAUGGAAACAUCGCAAAAGGUGCGGUCUACGUAUUUUAUUUGAUAAGCGAUGGCUAGUUACUAAAUAUUAUCAAAUGUUUAACUGUAUUUGUCUUCGCUCAGUUGAUGUCAUCAGGGACAAAGAAACGGGAAGGUCUCGUGGAUUCGGUUUCGUAAAGUACGAUAAUGCCGAGGAUGCGAAGGACGCUUUGGAUGGAAUGAACGGCAAGGUAGCUAAGUCGAUCACAAUUUACCCAAGCCAGAACUGAAGUGCAUUUAUUUACCUCUUGGUUUUUGCAUGUAUGAUUAUUAGAGCACAUGUGUUUGAACGUGGUUCUGGAGAACAUUAUCUAGCCAUUACUAAUGUCUUACAACAUGAUGGCCCAACCUCAAAUGUCAAUGCAUUUAACCCAUUAUUUAUAUAUAAAUAAAAACGUCUAUAAACUGCUGCUAACUCCCUGUCUCUUGCAGUCUGUUGACGGCAGAACAAUUCGUGUGGAUGAGGCAGGCAAGGGCGGUGGUCGUUCUGGAGGCGGAGGGGGUGGAUUCAGAGGUUCCAGAGGAGGCGGUGGAUAUGGCGGUGGAGGUGGAUAUGGAGGGGGGAGAGGAAGAGGUGGGCGAGUUUACUCGCGAGGUAUGGGCAGACAAUCUGCAAAAUGGUGUGCUCCCCAUCCUCCAUUAGCGUUUUGUCCUGCCCUCCCUCUUAGCCGUAGUCACCUUUCUGUGUGUUUGCUUUCCAUUUGAGUUUGUUUGGACUGUUCUGGUUUGUUCCCAGGUGGUGGAGGAUAUGGUGGUGGCGGCGACAGGGGAUAUGGUGAGAGGAGCUAUGGUGGCGGCGGAGACAGGAGCUAUGGUGGCGGCGGAGACAGGAGCUAUGGAAGCGGCGGCGGUGGUGGAUACAGGAGCGGCGGUGGCGGGGGAUACUCUUCCGGUGGCGGAGGAUACAGGGACAAUAGGUGAGGCGACACGUCCGACUGCCAAUUAAGAGUUUCUCAAAUUGGUAUUUGUAGAAAUUCUUCUCUUGCAUCCUUAACGGACAGGGACCUUACCUAUAUUUUUUAUUUUCUCCUCCAAUGUUAGGGGCCAGGGAGGCUACGGGGAUCGCUCUGGGGGAUCCUACAGAGACAGCUACGACAGCUAUG
Coregonus sp. 'balchen' is the source of this 1227-nucleotide messenger RNA. Lineage: Eukaryota; Metazoa; Chordata; Actinopteri; Salmoniformes; Salmonidae. The record is from the annotation of a GenBank genome assembly.